Molecule: messenger RNA, 3593 nt
Organism: Amoebophrya sp. A25
Lineage: Eukaryota; Dinophyceae; Syndiniales; Amoebophryaceae
Source: the annotation of a GenBank genome assembly
CUCAUAGUUGUACUAUCUAAAGAUCAACAGAGAUCGUCGACCUUGAUCUUCAAGUAUUUCCGUGCUGGGCCACUAAUCUGGAAGGAUCCUGGGGAACACCCGCAAAAUGUUUAAUAUAUUUCCUUGGUGGAAGACCAUAGUUGUCUUGUAUGUACUCCAUAACUUUUCCUCGACGAUCCGAGCUACAACUCCACAAUCAUCUACUUGGAUAACAAAAUUAGGGAGGUUGCACCAGAAGGAAGGAAGGUAUUGAUUCAAUAAAGGUGCGCUAGAAAUAAGAUAGCCCCCGAGCAGUUUCCCCAAGUAGGACUGGUUUUGAAACGCUUUUUUCAGUGAGUGUUUCUAAGUAUGCCAUUCCCGUGCUCUCAUGGGUUACUUGCAUAUUUUUACAAUCGAUCGCGAUCUCUUGUCCAUGCAGCACACUAGCAUAGUUUCUCUGAGCAUCAUCUUAAAGAACAAGUAAAAUGGCAGCCUCCAAAGCAGAGUUGCGUGUCUACGUCUCCGGCCUCCCCGAUGAGACGGCGCUGCCAGCAGCAGAGUUGCAGAAUUUUGUGGGAGAUGGCCUGGGAUUUCGACCGAAGUCGGUCUUCUGGACGGGCAAAAAAAUGGGCAUGCAACUUAAGUCAGAAGAUGAAGUGGAUCGGGUACAGUGCAAAUAUACAUUGAAUAAUGUUGAGGGCUUGAUCUUUAUGAAUGUCAUACAGAAUCCUCACAUAUCUUUGAUAUCUCCAUCUAAGGGUGAAGUGAAUGUUUAAAAUAAGUUCUCACUAACAUUGAGUUAUCAUCAUUUGAAAACGUGCUAGGUCGUUUCGUAUGUGGACCAGCAAGUCUAUGCCGAUGCGGCUGGAACGCGCUACACGCUGCGAUGCGAACGUGCACACAGCCCCGUAAAUGAGGGAGACCUGUCGACCUCGGUGGUCAUCGAUGCUCCCACGUCCGAGGAUGAAAUCCGUGCUUGCCUCUCCGAAAAUCUGAGGCAAAAGUGCGCUAUUCGGGACGCCAGCAAUAAGGUGCUGGGAGGUUCAUCCGCUGACAAAAAAGAUCAGAGCAAGUGGCGUGUAACGUUCGCCAGUGGAGCGGUCGAACAGGGUUUCGCUCAGUUGCAGAAGGAGUUCGGUGCACAGCGCGUACAGCUUGCGAGCGUCUUGCCGCAGAUGGAGAGCAAUCGUGCGGGACGGCUGAUUGUGCGCAACCUAAACUUCGCGGCUGAAGAAAUUCACGUUCGCAAGGCGUUUCAAAAGUUCGGAAAGCUCAAAGAGGUCUCUCUGCUAAAGCACAAGGAUACCAACAAAACUCGUGGCAUAGCUUUCGUAGAAUUUCUGGAGCGAAACGACGCCAACCGCGCGCUAGCGGAGAUGAACGGCCAGCAAAUCUGCAAGCGGGCCGUUGCAGUCGAUUUCUGCGUCGGGAAGGACAUUUACACGCAAGUAGAAGCAUGCAAACGGGCAGCAGCGAAGGCAUCAACUUCAUCACCUACGAUGGAUGGUGAGGGCAAAAAAGGCGCAGACGGUGCUCCUGCCGAAAAAGACCAGAAAGAAAAACCGGUAGCAAAGACAAAAGCUGCGAAGAAGAAGAAAGAGGAUGUUGUUGAGGACAUGUCUCAGGACUCCUCAGAGGAAGAAGAAGAUUCCGACUCGUCAGAUGACGAAGAGAAGGAUGGAAAUGGCGGCAAGAAGGAGGCAGAAUCUUCCUCGAAGGGUGGUGCAGCGGUACUGAACAGCGAGGAAGACAAGCGACGCGAGGUUUUCGUGCUGAACGUCCCUUUCGACGCCACGAAAGCCGAUAUUGAGGCUGCUUUCGCCCAGUACGGCCCCGUCGCGCGAGUGUACCUCACCCCAGAUCACAGCGGUGCGAACUCGCACAGGGGUUCCUGCUUUGUCAAGUUUGUGCAGGAGAGCUCAGUAGAAAAGACUCUCGCAGAGGAACGCCGGUUGCAAGAGAAACUACGAGAGUUCGGAUGUAAACAAGCCGUCGGUAUUGGCCAAGGUGCUACCGCAACGAAGCUCGAGGGAUUCGGCCUCGUGGUAAAAGGACGUCGCCUCAUCGUCAAGCGGCUGGAGACACGAGAGGACGUAGCUGGAAAGUACUUCUUACUAACUUUUAUGAUCUUCAAUUGUCAAGUCUCAGAUUUUCUAUGUGGUCAGCAAGACGAACAACUUGUUGCAUUAUCAUUUCAUCAGUCUUGGUCUUCUAGAAGUCCUUCCUGACGAGUGUCCCCCUUAUCUAUCAUAAGCAUGAACAUUGAUUGGUCCCAUUUAUCUUAGGUCGAAGAAAUCGUUGAAAGAACAGCGACAAGCGACGAGGAAUCAGUGGAGCCAUCUCCUCAAAGUUGGUGAUCUCGAUGAAACCUCACCUGAAUUCAAAGCCUUGACGAAACAAGAGCAGAACCUGCGAAAGCAAUCGCUUAGCGAGAAAAAAUUCAAGACGAAGGACCCCAACUACAUUAUCAACCCAAAGAGGUUGCUAGUCCGGAAUCUCGAACUGAACAUGGAUGCAGGAGCCCUGCGCAACAAGCUGGUAGAAGUUAUUGACGCCAUUGACACCGCAUCUUCCGCAGCUGGGGACGAAGGUGCUGCAUCAAAUAAGGUUGAUGACCUUCCAUCCUCGUCCACCGGCGAAAGCAAGAAGAAGAAGAAAAACAAAGAUCAUAAAAAGGCGAGUGCCGCGUCAGCUUUUAGGCUGCAACCGCUAUCUGCAAUUCCGAAGUCUAGAAGGAAGGAAGUGGAGCAAAGAAUAGGCGGCAUCCGCGUUAUGCGUAGUGACGAUCGCAAGACAGCGGAUGGUGUGCGCCGGUCGUUGGGCUACGCCUUCGUUGAAUUUGACAAGCACGAAGAUGCCCUUCGCGUGCUGCAGCGGAUGAACAACAGCGGUCCAGCGUUGGCGCUAAAGCGACGGCUCGUUGUGGAGUUUUCCUUCGACGACAAGCGGGCGCUUCGUGCGCAAGAACAGGCGAAAAAAAGGAAGGAAGAAGCAGCAGCUGCGAGUAAAAAGCGUGCUGCUGCGACGCAGCAAUACGAAGGUGAGCAGACGGGUGACGAACAAAAAGGCAAGGGCAAGUCUAAGCGACGAAAGGUAGAGCAGAAGACAGAUGGCGCUGAAAAAGACGAAAGCAAGAAACUCAAUCGGGGCGCGAGACAGAGGCAGAGAAAACGUGAACGUAGAGAGGCUCAGCAAGGUAAUACUCCGACAACUACAGGGCCCGCGGCACCAGGUCGAAAGAACGGAAAGAACCAGGCACCGGGCUCCUCGGCCAAAUUAGUGCGCAAAGGCGCAGACAAGAAUGGUCCUAGACGGGAAACUGUGAAGGAGGGCAAACUUGCGGAACGGCAAGCACUUCUUCGCGCACAGCGUGCGAAGGAGCGAAUUAAGCAUAGUCAAACAGAUGAUCUUGAAGAAAAAUAUAUGCGCCGAAUGAAGGGUUAAAAAACACCUUGAAUCAUCUCCACGUCUGAAUUGGUCAAGGUAGAGCGGGUUGAUAUGAAUAUUAUUUCAUAAUGCAUCAUGAUCUGGUUAUUCGUUUGAUGGAACCACACUAACUUUAAUAUAGCUUGGCUCACAUAGCAAUUGUUCGCAGAGCAACCGGUGUUGUUUAU